Molecule: messenger RNA, 573 nt
Organism: Penaeus vannamei (Pacific white shrimp)
Lineage: Eukaryota; Metazoa; Arthropoda; Malacostraca; Decapoda; Penaeidae
Product: cuticle protein CP1499
Source: RefSeq, a predicted model, not a curated record
UGGUACAAGGGGUAUGCAGUGCGACUCACGACAGGCAAAGCAGAACAUCAUGAAAUCUCUGGUAAUUUUGGCAGUGCUGGGAGUGUGCUCCGCCUCCACCUGGCAGGCCAACUACGGAGGCUACGGCGUGUACGGCGCUCCUUACCAGCCGAAGUGGACCGGACCCGUGGCAGCCACCGUCCCGGCGGGCGUCGACGGUACCAUCACCCCGGUAUCCGAUACCUACGAGGUGAGCGCCGCGCGUAAUGCCUUCUUCAAGGCAUACAACGCCCAACUGGCUGCCGUGGGCGCGUACCGUUACGGUACUCCCGCCUACUACCACGCCACGCCGGCAGUUCACGUCAGCGUAGCAGCGCCCGCCGCCCACCACUCCGCCCUCACCUACGGCGCCGCACCCGCUCCCGUCGGUGACACGCCCGCCGUGGCCGCCGCCAAGGCUGAUUUCUUCCGCCUGUACAACCUGCAGGCGGCAGCAGCAGCCGCGGCUCCAGACCAUGAUGCUCUUCGCUACUAUUACUAGAACAUGCCUUUACAAUUUCUAUACCAUUUGCAAAUAUACAAAAAGUGAAUUUA